Molecule: messenger RNA, 1641 nt
Organism: Parnassius apollo (apollo)
Lineage: Eukaryota; Metazoa; Arthropoda; Insecta; Lepidoptera; Papilionidae
Source: the annotation of a GenBank genome assembly
AUGACGAUACCACUGAUAGUGAUGAUGUACUUGCAGUUAGUGUCUGAUAGUCAGUUUUCCGGAACAGAUUUUACUUAUUCAGACUGUGUACGGGGCGGUUACCCAGCAAAAUUGAAGAAAGUGCUAAUAGUAACGGCGCCGCUGUGGUUUAAAGCGCCAUUUCGCAUUCUGCGUCUAUUCGUGCGGGAGAAACUACGCGAACGUGUCCACACGGUGAGCGCGCCUCAGCUGGGUGCCCACGUUCCUCGAGCAAGCCUGCCGCGCCAGCUCGGCGGUCAGCUCACACCGGAUCACGCUGCUUGGUUGGAGCAUUGUAGAAAUUGUUACACGAACAAUAUUCAGAACAACAAAUUAGAUGGCGUUAUAGACGAAUAUGUUAUCAGUAACUACAUUCCGCCGGUUAAGACGCAAAAUGGUUUAAUAGAGCACGAAGUUGCAUGUGACAUGACCAGCGACCGCGUGGCCCGGAUCGGCGACAACCAGGCCGACAUCAUGCACAUCAGCGACCCGCCGUACACCUGCGACACCAGCCCGCUCAGGCACUCUCACGGCUACAAUGGUGAUAUGAAGGGCGGGCACAUCAACUCCGGCGAUGAAGAUGACGCAGAUUUGAUAACGCGCGGCACGUGGUCGUCGGGCGAGGCGUCGCCCGGGCUGUCGGACGAGGAGUGCGGCGGCGGCGGCCCGGGUGAGGCGGCGGGCGCGCUGCUGGCGCGGCUGCGCGCGCUCGGCCGCCGCGGCCUGCUCGCCGAGUACGACGACAUCCGCGCGCGCCCGCCGCACGGCACCUUCCACCACGCCAAAUUACCGAGUAAUGUGGCGAAGAAUCGUUACACGGACGUGUUGUGCUACGACCACUCGCGCGUGCUGCUGUCGCAGACCGACCCCGACGACCCCACCACUGACUAUAUCAACGCAAACUACGUCGACGGGUACAAACAGAAAAAUGCGUUCAUUUGCACGCAAGGUCCUCUGCCAAAGACGUUCGGCGACUUCUGGCGCAUGGUGUGGGAGCAGGGCAGCCUGGUGGUGGUGAUGACGACGCGCGCGGUGGAGCGUGGCCGUGUCAAGUGCGGCCAGUACUGGCCCGCGGCGCCCGGCGCGCGCGCCACGCACGGCGCUUUCGCCGUCGCCACCGAAACCGUCGACGCACAUGAGGACUAUGUCGUGUCGCACCUGCUGCUCACCGAUCUGCGGACGGAGCAGACGCGGCGCGUGUGGCACGGGCAGUACGUGCGCUGGCCAGACUACGGCGUGCCGGGCGGCGGCCGCGCGCAGCCCGUGCUACGCUUUCUGCACCACGUGCGCGCCGCGCAGCGUGCCGCCCUGCAGCACCUAGGAGAUGCGUGGGCGGGACACAGUAGAGGACCCCCCAUAGUUGUUCAUUGUUCAGCUGGCAUCGGUCGAACAGGCACGUUUAUCACGCUGGACGUGUGCACAUCGCGGCUGGCGGCAGAAGGCACGGUGGACGUGCGCGGCACCGUACAGCGCGUGCGGGCGCAACGCGCGCACUCCAUACAAAUGCCCGAGCAGUACGUGUUCUGCCACCUGGCGCUGCUCGAGUACGCGGUAAUGCAGGGGUACCUAGAAUCAGCUGAACUAAACGGUUUCGAUGACGACAACGACGACGAAUCAGAAUGA